Messenger RNA from Serinus canaria (Common canary), 1247 nucleotides. RefSeq names its product 5-hydroxytryptamine receptor 4 (gene HTR4). Lineage: Eukaryota; Metazoa; Chordata; Aves; Passeriformes; Fringillidae. The record is from RefSeq and is a predicted model, not a curated record. The transcript has 7 exons. Gene Ontology annotation, cellular component: plasma membrane. Gene Ontology annotation, molecular function: G protein-coupled serotonin receptor activity. Gene Ontology annotation, biological process: adenylate cyclase-activating adrenergic receptor signaling pathway; chemical synaptic transmission; regulation of appetite. Bases 1 to 1188 code for a protein of 395 amino acids.
AUGGAGAUUUGGAGUGAGGGCUUCGGCAUCGCGGAGAAGAUCCUGCUGCUCUCCUUCAUCUCCGCCGUCAUCCUCAUGGCCAUCCUGGGCAACCUGCUGGUCAUGGUGGCCGUGUGCCGGGACAGGCAGCUCAGGAAAAUCAAGACCAACUAUUUCAUCGUUUCCCUGGCCUUUGCUGACCUGCUGGUGUCGGUGCUGGUGAUGCCCUUUGGAGCCAUGGAGCUGGUUCAGGACAACUGGAUCUAUGGGGAGAUGUUCUGCCUGGUGAGGACCUCCCUGGACGUGCUGCUGACCACAGCGUCCAUCCUGCACCUCUGCUGCAUCUCCCUGGACAGGUACUAUGCCAUCUGCUGCCAGCCCCUGGUGUACAGGAACAAGAUGACCCCGCUGCGCAUCGCGCUGAUGCUGGGGGGCUGCUGGGUGAUCCCCACCUUCAUCUCCUUCCUCCCCAUCAUGCAGGGCUGGAAUAGCAUUGGCAUCAUUGAUCUGAUCCAGCAAAGGCAGUUCAACAAGGCCUCCAACUCCACCUACUGCAUCUUCAUGGUCAACAAGCCCUACGCCAUCACCUGCUCCGUGGUGGCCUUCUACAUCCCCUUCCUGCUGAUGGUGCUGGCCUACCACCGCAUCUACGUGACGGCGCGGGCGCACGCGCGGCAGAUCCGCCUGCUGCAGCGCGCGGGGAACCCGGCCGAGCCCCGCCAGGGCCCUCAGGAGCCACGGCCAGGCCCUCAGGAGCCACGGCAGGGCCCCCCCGACCAGCACAGCAGCCACCGCAUGAAAACAGAGACCAAAGCUGCCAAGACCCUGUGCAUCAUCAUGGGCUGCUUCUGCCUCUGCUGGGCCCCCUUCUUUGUCACCAACAUCGUGGAUCCCUUCAUUAACUACACGGUGCCCGGCAAGCUGUGGACGGCCUUCCUGUGGCUGGGCUACAUCAACUCGGGCUUGAACCCUUUCCUCUACGCCUUCCUCAACAAGGCUUUCAGACGUGCCUUCCUCAUCAUCCUGUGCUGCGGCGACGAGCGCUACCGAAGGCCUUCCAUCCUGGGCCAGACCGUGCCCUGCUCCACCACCACCAUCAACGGCUCCACGCACGUGCUGAGGUACACGGUUUUACACAACGGGCACCACCAGCAACAGGAGAAGCUUCCCAUCCACACCGACCCUGAGUCCCAGGAGUCCUGUUUCUAGUCCUGGCCCAGCAGAGGAGGAACAGAGGCCUUUUAGGACAUCCCAAGGAUUCACAGACA